AGAUUGUGAUGUAUUGAGACAGAACCUAUCACGUGACCCUAUCACGUGUCACUAACAAUGGAGCCGGUUCCCACUGUGGGACCCACUGACAAGUUCAAAAUUGGGGACUACGUCUUCGCAGACCUCCACUGUACUCGAGAGCCUUACUGGAUAUGCAAGAUAGAGGAAAUACAGAAACAGUCCAACUCAGAUAUUCAGAUUAAAGUAAAACUGUUCUUCCGGAGACGUCACGUGUCAGGAGAUUUGCUGGUCAUUGCUGAUAAGUACACGGACAGCUUCCUUCACAACGAGGAGUUUGAUUGGGAUAUUGCGGAGGAAGCUACUUAUAAUCCUGAUUAUGUUAAACUACAUUAUAAGUUGCUGCAGAGGAACUUGUUUGUUUCCAAGGAGAAUGUUAUCAUAUCACCCGAUAUGAUCCGAGGUAAAUGUUACGUUUUCCUCCUGACAAUGGUGGACUCUCCCAUGGAUGUGCUUACCAAUGAGAACAAGUUUUUCUUUCUUCUGGCCUACGAUGUCUCGAAUCAAGAGGUACACGAAGAUAAAGGUUCUAUAAUGAUAGGAAGUGCUUAUCAAGCUGAGCUUCCUGAUUGCGAGGGGGGAGGUAGCUCUACUGAUGUAGAGGACGAUCAGUUCAUUUGGGAUCCUGAAAAAUGCUCUGAUAAAACUUAUUCACAGUUAAGCUGUGCGGUUCGGUCAGUGCAAGCCUAUAAAAACCUCGCAAAAACAAACCCUAAAACUAGACCCAUGCAAGUUCACAGAGACGUUCAUUUGUUUGGUGCUAUGGAAAUUCUUAACAGAGAAAAUUAUGAUAUGAAAACAGCAGGGCUAUCAAUAGUACAGGACGACAGUUUAACAUCAGAUGAUAUUGAUUCGUGGACUCGGGAUGAGGUGUUGAUAUUUGAAAGAUGUUUGUACAAAUACGGCAAGCAGUUCAAUUACAUAAGGCAAGAGUUUUUACCCUGGAAAUCUUGGCAGAGUAUCAUUAGUUUUUAUUACCAGUGGAAAGGGACUAGUGGGUACAAACAAUGGAAAAAUGACUACUGUUCAGAUCAAGGAGAGUUGAAAGAUAUCGAGGUAGCUGUAACAGACUGGGUGUUGCCCGCCCUGACUGGAAGUGAAACAACAUCCAGCAAAUGUCCUGGUUGUGGGAAAGUCCCCAAAGUGCGAGGCUGUUGGUUUUCUUGGGGACCGGUUACUGAACCUGUCCGGAUUUGUAAAACAUGUGCUCUCCAUUGGAAACAGUUCGCUGGUUUUCCUGAUUCUCCCACUUUAGAGAGUAAAGUAUGGGAAUCUUCGUCGCCAUCAAUAAUCGGGUUACCACACAGUAAACUCUUCAAAUGUGAAACCGACGGUUGUAAUAAAGCUUUCAAGUGUAAAUCAGGACUGCGUCGUCACCAGGUGUUAUCUCACGGUGAUCCCUCCAGAGGACAGUUGUUUUUGUGCACAGAAGAGUCCUUGGCGGCCAGGAAAUGUUUGGGGACUAAAACCAUGAGAGUGAUAGCUCGUAGACCUUGCCAGGCUGCUAGAAACAGGUAAUAGCGGUCAUGGUUUGUUAGUGUUGCACCCCGCCUUUAGUAGGUCGGAUCGUGUGGUUGAAUAACAUUUCAGUCAUCUGAAGCUCAGAUAGUUUUAUUGUUUAAACAAGCAGCUCUUUAACAGAAUAUCUCGUUUUUCGCAACUUUUUCGAGGGAUCAGGUUUCUAUGUACAUUGAUGCACAAUCCGAUUUUUUGAUGUAAUAACGUUUCUUCAUUCCUUUUUUAUUCGAAUUUGAUAAGCUGUGCAUGAAUUUAAGUUGUAUUUGUAUUUGUAUAAUAUGUUUAUUGAGUAUUGAGUAUUGAAGAUCAUGAAUUAAAUUCAUUAUUUGUUAUCAAACUUGUAAAUCAUGUCAUCCAAUCUUAUAUCACUAGAUUUA
Bolinopsis microptera is the source of this 1913-nucleotide messenger RNA. RefSeq names its product metastasis-associated protein MTA3-like. The coding region runs from base 58 to 1536 and encodes 492 amino acids. NCBI's taxonomy places the organism in Eukaryota, Metazoa, Ctenophora, Tentaculata, Lobata, Bolinopsidae. Gene Ontology annotation, molecular function: chromatin binding; transcription corepressor activity; histone deacetylase binding. Gene Ontology annotation, biological process: negative regulation of transcription by RNA polymerase II. The record is from RefSeq and is a predicted model, not a curated record. The transcript is spliced from 2 exons. Gene Ontology annotation, cellular component: nucleoplasm; NuRD complex.